Messenger RNA from Anopheles coustani, 630 nucleotides. RefSeq lists its product as uncharacterized. Bases 19 to 573 code for a protein of 184 amino acids. The record is from RefSeq and is a predicted model, not a curated record. The transcript is spliced from 2 exons. NCBI's taxonomy places the organism in Eukaryota, Metazoa, Arthropoda, Insecta, Diptera, Culicidae.
AGCGCCAUCGAUAAACCGAUGGAAAACACGAAUAAACAGGUUAAAAUAAUCGAAAAACUGUUGCAGAACUUACAGAAUCUCCUGGAGGAGGGUACCGUAGGGGAAAUCCUAUACGACUAUGCUAUGCGUGUGAACGAAAUCUUAACUUAUGCAAGAGACGAAAAAGGCAACAUAGAUCCGUCGCACGAAAAUAAGCUCCUACCGAAAUUUGUUGCCAACUUACCAUACUUUGCUGAGGGCGAGUGGAAUGACCACGCUCGUAAGCUUCCGAAAGGUCCAUUGCUUGACGAGUUCGGUGGCUGGAUCCUGCAUGCCGCCGAAAAUGCACAUCGUUUGUUUUACUACAUCACGCCAUGUAUGGUGUGUGGCAUCAACUCGCUUUGUCAAUCGCUGGCAGAGUGCGAGGCCUUCGAGGAAAUGGGCGUAAAGGAUCGCUGGAAGGUGGUACGAAAGAAUAACCUUUGCCAGUGGUGCCUAAUUUCUCAUCAAGGACAGUGCCUCAGCGUACCAGGAUGCGGCGAGAACGGCUGUGUAAGGAAACAUCACUGGAUGCUGCACAACAACCGACGCUAAUGAUCGCAAAAUGUAUUGCUACAGCUGAAGGAAUGCAGAAUAAUGUGCUCCAGAAUU